UAAAGAAUAAAACAGAAUAAAAUCAGACGCAUCCAGACCAACAGGCGGCGGUAGACAAAGAGCACACACCCCCCUGCUGAAAAAAGGACGUCGAUGAGGCUCAAGCCAACAGCACCUUCUGUGUGUCUGAAUGACCGUGCCGAGCUGUGAGCCGAGGCUCCUUGGUGCUGAAAGGACAGCUCCCCCGCUCUCUGACAUCUGCAGACAUGUUCACCCGGAUGUUAAAGCUGAGGCUCCUUAAUGCUGUAGCACCUGCCUACUUCUUCAUGGCUACAGCGGCCACCUUCGUUUUGCACUUCUGCUUUUUCAUCCCAACAAUCUUCCCAAACCCGGACACAUCACUGAGGGGGUCUACAACUCUUCACACAGUCGUUUUCCUUUUCUUGAUGUUCAAUGCACUGGGAAAUUACAUAAUGACUAUUAAGUAUCCUGCUGAGAGCACCAAUGAGACUGUGGUUCCGGUGUGUUCGGCGCACUGCUCGGACAAAGUGGACGCACACUACCUCCUGAACGGUCGCCACUUCUGCAAAUUGUGCAAGAAAGUAAUUCUCAAGAGGGAUCACCACUGCUUUUUUACCGGAAACUGCAUCGGCAACAAGAACAUGCGCUACUUCAUCAUGUUCUGCAUUUACACGUCGUGCACCUGUUUGUACUCCCUGGUUCUUGGUGUGGCCUUUCUAACAGUGGAGUACUCCAUCUCCUUUGAGAACCCACUGACCUUCCUGACUCUUCUCCCUCUCUCCACUGGUUACUUCUUCAUGGGAACAAUCUCAGGCUUGCAGUUAUUCCUGGUGCUGAUGCUCUAUGUGUGGCUGGGCAUCGGCCUGGUCUGCGCAGGCUUCUGUUGCCAGCAGGUGCUGCUGGUGGCCCGGGGACAGACCUGGUGUCAGAUGCAGAGGGGGCAGCUCGUGGAGAACCGCACGCCCUGGAGAAACAACCUUAAGGAUGUGUUUGGUACCCGCUGGAUCCUUGGCCUUAUCCUGCCUGUGCAGACUGCACAGUCGUGCUCUGAAGACACAGAUGCGAAUAAUAAGCAAGACUGAGUUAUAACGUGUCAUAUCAAUAGCUCCUUAUAGGUCACACAAGCUGAACAAGUUGUAGAGAAUGCUUUCUUGGGAUCCAUGUGGUGAUUGAUUUCAUAUUAAAUGGAUGCUUUAUGACCUUUAAAGGAGCAGUAUGUAGGAUUUAGCGCCAUCUAGCAGUGAGGUUGAAAAUUGCAACCAGCCGAAUACCCCUCACCUCAGUCCUUCCUGUACAAGGUUGCCUGAUAUCAGACAGAACUGUCAGCUUGUUACAGUCCUUUUCCAUCUUCAGUCUGACAUUGCCUCCACUCUGACAAAUUUCCGUGGGAGAGGGGGAUUUGAUUUUACCUAAUCAAUCACUAGACACCAAUGUAUCCGCCUGAAUCUGAAUCAUUUUAAAAGCCAAAAUACAUGGAGCACGGAUGCAGAGUGACACAUCUUCAGCAUGCCCACAGCAGCGUGUCCAUUUUGAAAUUAAUUAAUCAGAUCGAUGCAUCCUGUAGUUAAAACAACCCAGUUAAUAAUUUAGUACCAGUUAAAUAGCAUAUGCAUAUAUAUACAUAUAUAUAUAUAUAACGUUAUCACUGCAUUAUCACUUGGUAAAACUUACUACACACACAGUCUGGCAUGUAACCACAUGCUUCAGAGAAAGAUUCUGUGUAGCAAGUAAAGAUCCCUGCUCUGCCCCCGCGCAUGUAACACGUUGUGUCAGUGCCCAAUGUAUUUUGGCUGUAAUUCCACACUGAUGCGUAGCCAUGCCAACAUAGUGGGUUUGCCGGGUUGUGUAACAAACUACAAUGUUGGGCAAUAUUGAGAGGGCAUGUCGACUUUUGUCACCUCGAUAGCAGCAGUCUGUCUUGUCCAUAUCUGUCAUCAUUAUCAUUACUCCUGAUUGGUUCCAGUUCACAGCUUGACAACUGUGCUAGUCCUGACCAUGGCGCUGAUUGACUAGUCCCCCGGUGCAUCUGCUGGAAUCUGCUGUAUUGUGACAGCAAAAUGCCAGAAUCUGUCAACUCACUGACAUGGGCUGAUUCAAAGGUAUGGACCCAGGCAAUUUCCUAUUGUGUAGGUGAACCUGUUGUGCAUUGGUCUACAGGUGCAUUCAUACCACCAAAUCCAAGCGGCCACCUCAGUGUAAAGAUGCGAAAGUCUCUUUCCAGAGCCACAGUGUCUUGGUUUGUCUGCUCUGGGCUACUGUAGAAACCUUGUGGUGUAACAUGAUCGGCUCUGUAGAAGAGGACCCGCUCACUACUGUAUGCACAGAUGAAGGGCUCACUCUAAGCUAACAUGAACACAAUGAUUUUUAGUUUCAGGUGACCAUACACUAAAGAGAUGAUGACUAUGGAUAAUAUCUGUCAAUAGAUCCCCCUAAAUCCUACACACUGGUCCUUUAGAGAGGUUCAUGAAAUAGUUAGCUGUUAGCACACAUUCCUUUAAGGACAGGAGCCAUAUAUUAGUGUGAACUUUUGAAUAAGUGCAUAGUGUAAGUGUAUCCUUUAAGUAAAUAGCUUGACAAGGCAAUAUUAAGACUAAUAAGUUGGUCAUAUGGGACAUCCAGCAGUUUUACAUGCACUACUACAUGUUUGCAUCUAAUAUAUAAAGAUGGCUUUGCAUAAUGCAUGCAUUCACAGCUUCGCUUCCUUUUAUCUCGCUACUGAUUUGAACGCCUGCGCCACGCGGUGCUCUGAGAUUACCAUUAGAAGUGUGUUGUUCUCGCACGCUUCCUUGUAGGAUGCUACGUGACAUUCAGGAAACUUACAGUAGUUUUCACAAUAAUUUUCUUUGACGUUAAGGGCUAGCAGACAAGGAAACUACAGUAUGUGUCUACAGCGUAAACUGCCGGGCUCGACACCAUUGUUCUGACAAAAAACUGUUACAUGGGGAGCCUGAUUUCUACUCAAAUGAAUGUGACUCAGACAGUACAGUAUUAUGGGGGGAACGUGAAGAUGACAACUGUAUUAUUAUCCAGGGUAUUGUUCACAAUGUGCCAUAAACACAUCUUUUAUGCUUACAGACGACCCCAAAGAUGAUGUACUCACUACAAUGCUAACGAUAGGGCCCUCUGUACAGUAAUAGUAAGGACUUUUCACUGUUAUGCUGCUGCUACAGCUACGUACAUACUCAACAUCAUGUCAGAGAUGUUUUGGAUUUCAAUAAAUAUACUUUUUAGAGCUAUUUUGUCUAUUCCUGUUACACCAA
Molecule: messenger RNA, 3221 nt
Organism: Epinephelus fuscoguttatus (brown-marbled grouper)
Lineage: Eukaryota; Metazoa; Chordata; Actinopteri; Perciformes; Serranidae
Gene: zdhhc22
Product: zinc finger DHHC-type palmitoyltransferase 22
Exons: 3
Coding region: 207-1043 (278 amino acids)
Biological process (GO): protein palmitoylation
Cellular component (GO): Golgi apparatus
Molecular function (GO): palmitoyltransferase activity
Source: RefSeq, a predicted model, not a curated record